GAUGAGUAGUCAUACUCUUUGGUCUGGUGUUGUUGUGUGAAGCUGAUAAUCGUAGAAGAAGAAAGUAUGGUGCUAGCAUCAAUGGCUAACACAAUGAUUAUCUUUUAAUACUACUACUAUCGCACAUGGACGAGUAUGUUACAGAUAUAGUUUGCUUUCAGAAUGACGCUUGUUGUUCGGCACCCAGUUGACAAAUAACACAUUGAAGUAUACGCGCCCAAGCAAGCAAGCAAGGUAUUGACAUAGUAGCCUAAUGCCUGUCAAGUUUGUUGUUAUCUGGUUGACAUCCACCCAUGGAGACGUAAUAACGAGAUUUAGUUUUCUUCUCUCUUGCUACGCUUAACAAAGGAAAAUGAUUUCUCAAGUGUUCAUCUUGACUUCGAAGGGGGACCACCUUCUAUACAAAGACUUCCGGGGUGAGGCUGGAGAUGAUGCCAUCAGUGCUUUCUAUGAAAGUGUGACAGCUUUGAGCGGAGACCAGCCUCCUGUUGUAAUGACCCACAAAGGAAUGAAUUUUAUACACAUCAGACAAGGAGGACUGUAUUGGGUCGCCUCCACAAAGGCCAAUGCGUCUCCCUUUACCAUAAUUGAGUUCCUGAAUAGAUUAACAGCUCUUACAAAGGAUUAUUGCGGCACUUUGUCUGAGAAGUCGGUCAGGGCAAACUUUGCCCUCAUAUAUGAGCUGCUGGAUGAAAUGGUGGACUACGGGUACAUCCAGACAACAUCCACCGACAUCCUCAAGAACUUCAUCCAGACAGAGGCGGAGAGCUCUAAACCCUUUAGUCUGUUCGACCUCAGUAACGUAGGACUGUUUGGGGCAGAGACGCAGCAGAGUAAAGUGGCCCCCAGUGCGGCUGCCUCACGCCCCAUCAUGGCACAUCGCGGAGAGCAGGGUGGAAAAAACGAGAUGUUUGUAGAUGUUAUUGAAAGGCUUGCCAUGGUCAUUGGCUCCAAUGGCAUUAUAAUGAAGGCCGACAUUGAAGGAGAGAUCAGGGUUAAGUGUUAUCUGCCAAACUGCGCAGAGAUGCGGAUUGGGCUGAAUGAAGAGCUCAGCAUAGGAAAGUCACAACUGAGAGGCUAUGGGUCUGCUGUGCGUGUAGAUGAAUGCAGUUUUCACCAGGCGGUUAAGCUGGAUGAAUUUGACUCCUACAGAAUCAUUAAAGUUUGCCCUAGCCAAGGAGAGCAAACAGUAAUGCAGUAUCAGGUGUGUGAUGACCUGCCUUGUGGACCUCCGUUCCGCCUCUUCCCCUCCAUAGAGAGAGACAGCGGCAACAGGUUAUUGAUGUAUUUGAAGCUACGUUGUGACUUGCCGCCUAAAAGUGCUGCUAUCAAUGUCUCCAUCACAAUCCCUGUCCCAAAGGCCUCAGUAAGUCUCUCCCAGGAGCUCAGUAGUCCAGACCAGCGUGCCGAGCUGCAGCCCAAGAGUAAAGCAGUGUUGUGGGAGAUCCCUCGCUUCCCUGGGGGCUCCCAGCUCUCCGCACUCUUCAAGCUGGAAGUUCCAGGGCUGUCAUCGGCAUCUCUGCUGGAAGUAGGGCCGGUGGGCAUGUGCUUCGAGCUGCCAAAGCACACCUGCACCGGCCUGCAGAUCCGAUUCCUCCGCUUCACACCCACCCAGCCUGGACCGGCCCAGCGCUGGGUCCGCUAUGUCACCCACUCCGACUCCUACACCAUUCGGGUCUGACCACCAGAACUGAAAAAAGCCAGAAUCACUGCAGAAGGACUCUGCUCAUUUUCUCUUAACUUCUUGGAAUAGACGGCGAUGUGGCCCAUGUGCUUUUGAUGGGAUGAGGACUUGGUAUGCACUUGUGCUAUUGUACAUACUGUAUGUUGAGAUGUUUUUUUCCCCUGUAUUUCAUGGGAUACAUGGAACCAAUAAAACUAUUGCAAUUGU
Engraulis encrasicolus (European anchovy) is the source of this 1891-nucleotide messenger RNA. RefSeq names its product adaptor related protein complex 4 subunit mu 1 (gene ap4m1). NCBI's taxonomy places the organism in Eukaryota, Metazoa, Chordata, Actinopteri, Clupeiformes, Engraulidae. The record is from RefSeq and is a predicted model, not a curated record. Gene Ontology annotation, biological process: intracellular protein transport; protein targeting; Golgi to lysosome transport. The transcript is spliced from 16 exons. Gene Ontology annotation, cellular component: trans-Golgi network; cytoplasmic vesicle; clathrin adaptor complex. Bases 353 to 1681 code for a protein of 442 amino acids.